Molecule: messenger RNA, 5501 nt
Organism: Micropterus dolomieu (smallmouth bass)
Lineage: Eukaryota; Metazoa; Chordata; Actinopteri; Centrarchiformes; Centrarchidae
Gene: spef2
Product: sperm flagellar 2
Exons: 38
Coding region: 110-5317 (1735 amino acids)
Biological process (GO): sperm axoneme assembly
Cellular component (GO): manchette; sperm midpiece
Molecular function (GO): protein binding
Source: RefSeq, a predicted model, not a curated record
ACCAUGGCAGCAGUGCACCGCUGGGAUUUCCUCCGCUGUGUUCAGGUGAUAUUAGCGAGCUAAAGAGUCAUAUGUUGUACUAUACUCUGUUGAACGUUAAAUAAAGGAGAUGUCGGAUAUACUGUGUAGGUGGCUGAAUGAGGAGCUCCGGCUGUCAAAGACUGUUGAGCCAAAGACCUUUGCCAAGAAUUUCUCCAAUGGUUAUCUAAUUGGGGAGGUUCUGCAUAAAUAUCAGUUGCAGAACGACUUCAGUAUGUUUAUGAAGAAAGACACGUCCAUCUCCAAACUGAAUAAUUUUACCCGCCUUGAGCCUACUCUCCACUUACUGGGGAUCUCCUUCGACAUAAACACAGCCCAGGAACUGAUGCAGGAGAAGCAAGGUGUUGCUACACGCCUCCUCUACCAACUCUAUGUGUCACUUGAAAAUAAGAAGAAAGCAGAAAUCAGCGGGACAGUGAUGGAAAUCAUGCAGCCUGCAGCCGUUGCUGGCCUGCACAAAAAAGAGCAUGAGAUCUACUCUGAUCGACUGCAUCAGGUGGUGAAACGCGAUGCAGAGCUGAAGCUGCAGAAAAUCUCUCAGCACUAUGAGGAACAAUACCAGCAAUGGAACGAGUGCUGUGUGGUAACCCAUCCCAUCCAGCAAAGGAGACAACUCAAAGUCCAGGAUGAGAAAAGAAUGAAGAAUAUUGAGAAGCUGCAGGUGCGUCGUCAGAAGCAUAAUGACAUCAUGACUUAUAAUCAGGCCGCUAUUGUCCAGGUUCCCAAGCCACCGCCCUAUACUUCACAGAUCAACCUUAAGAGGAGACAACAGCAGCAACGCAGAACACAACAAGCACAGUUGGUGCAGAUGCAAAUAGCCCAGUUUGAGACAAACAGGAAGCAACUGAUAACUUAUGGUUUCGCUUCCCCUUCAAGUGGUCAGCCCUACCUUGGAGAUUGUCCCCUUGGUGGCAGCCGCCAGGAUUCUGAGGUCCCUGGAAGUGGAACUAAGCUGAUAUUACAAUCCAAUAGCAAGUAUAUACAUGAUAUCCGACAGAGGCUGGAGGAGAAUGCUGCAGCUCGUGAGCAGAGAGAGAAAAGAAGAGACAGAUUCCUGGUGGAGCAGCUCAAGGCCCAUGAAGCUCAAGAGGAGACACGGCGAGAGGAGCAGCUGGUGAAGCGUCUGACGCGUCAGACUCAGCAGGAGCAGCGUUUAACAGCUCAGCUCCUCCAGAUACGUAAGCAGAAGGAGGUGAUCCGGGAGAACCGCCUGUUCAGAGAUCAGCAGUGCCAGCAACGGAGAGAGAGGGACUUCCAGGAAGCUCUGGAGAGGGAGGCGGCUUUGGCUCAGCAGGCUAAGUUGGAAGGCGCCGAAGAGAUCAGAAAGGAGCUUGAAUUCUGCAACAGGAUUGCUGCUGAGCGAGCUCAGAGAAGAUACAAGAAGCACUUUACAAGCUGCAAGGACAUUUUGGAGCAAAUUGUAGACUUGGCCACCAAGGUUGGAGAAUAUCGACUGCUCACUGGGAAUCUGAUUCCAGAGAAGCCGAUGAGAGAGUGGAAGGAAUUGCUGUUCAGUGGUCUACCUCUUUAUGAGCCGAUAAAGGCCCAGCAGCCAGGGUUUGAGUUCUCUACCCCACUAGACCCUGUAGAGCUUAAGAAGCAGGAGAUACUCAAAAACCAGGACUAUGAUGAAUACACUAACAUGGUUGGUGAGUGGGCAUGGCCAGAGGAAGCAGGGGAAACCAAAUUACCCCCGACCAACAACAACAUUCUUGGACAUGUUGUCCUGCGACUGAGAAACAUUGUUCAUCCACCCAUCGUGGAACCCUCCUCACCUUCAUUUCCUCACUUUACCCUCAAGGCCUGUGUCCUGGGCAAGUUUUGCUCUGGCAAGACCACCUGCCUGGCCAAGAUUGCUGAAGCCCAUGGCAUCUAUGUCUUAUCAGCCGACAAGCUGAUUCAGGAGGCACUGAAUGCUUACCAGAUUGGAGAGGAGGUUAAAGAGCAGCAGGAAGAAAGAGACAGCGAGCAACUGCUCACAUCCCCCACAUCCCCCACAUCACUGAAACCUGAUCUUGACACACAAGAGGAAAGUAGAAACACUAACAUAAGACUGUCUACUCGGGCCAUGCAGGGAGAAGCUGCAGAAAAAGAGCUAAGGAAAGGUAGCAUCCUCCCUAAUGAGCUCUUAGUGGACAUUAUAGUAGAGGCCAUCAGGCAGGUUCCAGCUCAGUCAGGUUGGAUCCUGGAUGGCUUUCCAGUGGACAUCACCCAGGCCCACCUGCUAGAGAAAGCCCUGGGUGGGUCUGUAGAGGUAGAGUAUGACAUUGAAAGCAGCAGGAUGAACCUUGCAGUGGAUCCUAAUCCACCUAGCCCACCACCCCCCCCAGCUCCUGUACUGGACCUGGCUCUGCUGCUGGAUAUCCCUGAUGAGUGUGUGGUCAGACGUGCAUUCAGUCAGAUGGAUGCAGAUACUACUGCUGCUAAAACCUCCCAUCCCACAGACAAGAACUUGUACCUGGCGCAGAUUCCACACAGGAUUACAGCUUUUCAGGACACCUGGCCAAAACUAGAGAAAUGGUUUAGUGAAAAGCAAAACAUUUUGAUUCGUGUUGAUGCAGAUGUAGAAGAAGAGGAGCUCUGCAAGAGGGUGGAGUCUGUCCUGCAGGAACUUGUGAUGCAAACACAGGAAGCUCUUGCCACUCCUCCUGUUGCAGAUGUAGUGUUGGACAGUGGGAAAGCUCCAGAUUCCUCCUCUUCAGACACACCUGCAACGGUAGACCAAGCUCCAGCCCUCACAGAUGAAGCCCCUGUCCCCACACACUCCUAUUCCAGCCUUAAUGAGGACAAGGCCCAAAGUGUGACGUCACUUUCCAAAUCCAACACCCAUUCCCCCAGAGAACACUCUAGGAAGGUGUCAGCUUCCUCCGUGAACAAUGAGGACUCUCACGAAAACCUCAAGAACCCACCACAUUCUGCCUCUCCCUACCCAGGUUCCCCCAGCUGGGUCUAUGUGGAUGAACCCCUUCCUCCAGAGAUCCCAGAGUACCUCUACCCGCAUUGGGACACAGUGACUGAGUCUUAUGUGAACAACAUAAAGACAGUGAUGCAGCAGCUGCGCUCACAACGCAACUUUAUUAACCAUCACCUAUUCAACAUCAGAGAGGAGUACAAGCAUUACCUGGUGCGUCCUGACUUGAAGCAGGAGUUAGUGUCUCAGUGGCAGAAGGACUUCAACAGCAUACCUGAUGAUAUGAGAGAAGACGAGGAUACCAAAGCAGAGCUACAUCUGAGACUAGAUGAACUCCGUGAAAGUUUGUGGGACAUCAGCGACAAGCGUAAGGAGGAGGAUGAGCAAGAGAGGGCUGCUCUCAUGGGCUGGUUGGAGGACCAUAUUGCCAUCCUCAUCAACAACCACUCUAUACUCAUCCAGGUGGAGUUGGAACGGUUCCAUGACACACUCUGUAUUCUCAGGGUCUACUAUUUGAGCAUGUACAGACCGGUGCCACCUGAGCUACCCUCCAACUUUGUCUGUAUCCCCCUACUGGACCCCUCAGAAAUUAAGGAUAAGGACGAGAGUGCUGAACCAGCCGGUAGUCAGGUGGAUGAUGGAGAAGACAAGAGGAAAACUCGUAAAUCACAUACUGACUCAGGAAGGGUCUCCAAGACGACAGACCAGGGUCAGACAGAAGCUGCAAAGGUCAUGUCACCCCAGGAGAAACUGAUCUCUGACUACGAGGAGGCACUCACAGCCAUCAGCAAAUUGGUGUCAGCAGAAGCUCACCAGGGGGAGACAAAAGAGCAUAAGGAGAAACUACAAGAUAAGGACAAGGCAAAGGCCUCUGCAAGUGCAAACAAAAAGGAAAAAGGGAAGCAGUCAUCAAAAAAACAGAAAGGUCCACCAUCCCCACCUCCGGCACCCAGCCCUCCACUGGCUGAUAAUCCUCAAGAAUCUCAUCAUCAAGAAGUCAAAAACAAAAUACAUAAAGAAUUUGCAGCCGCACUGAAUCACGAGGAAAAUGCAGCAAAGGUGCGUAUUGCGCUGGUGAAAGGUCACGGUCUGGUGACACUGCAGUCCCUGCAAAGCAGAGCUGAACAGACCUUUAGCAGCAUGAAGAAGUGGUUAGAAACACACUAUCUUGCAGAAAUGAAGAGUAUUGACCAACUAUCAGAGGUGGUUCGUCACCACAUAGAGGCUGGUGCUAAGUUGCAGAAUCAGCUGUUAUUGGAAUGUACUGACUUCUUCCUGAAUGGCGACUGCCACAUGGUGGCUAGCCCGGCUCCUCCUCCCCGUCCACCACCACUGGAGAAACCCACAGGGUCCACCCCGACUAUCACUCAGCUCGAGACACUCCACCAACAGCUAUGUACUGUUGCUCCAUCAGGCCUCAUGUCCAGUUUUGAGUUCUCCAGUUUGCUCAGGAAUAUCACCUCUCUUAACACAGGCAGAAAAACCUUGCCUGAUCCCUGGAUCGACAAGAAUGAAACACAGUUGAUGGAGAUUGAAUCUCUGCUAACGGACGAGUAUGAACUGAUAGACUGGCGUCGGUUUCUGCUCAGUGCUGCCCUCCCUUGGCCAUUUCCCUCCUUAACACAGCUGCUGGUCGUGCUACAACGUUUCAAGGCGGCAGAUACCGGCUACACAGGCUAUAUAAAUGAGGAACAGUACCUACAAACAGAGUUGUGGUUUUCCAGUGAGACUGUCCCGCCCGUCCCUGAGGACCCCUCUGAGCCUCUACCUUAUGACCGUCUGACUAACCUACGCAAGUUCUUUUUCCAGUUGUUUGCGGACUACUCUUUCUCUCCCCCUCAACUGGACUAUGUGUCCAUGCUGCAGUACUUUGCAGCUGACCCCAACCCCAGACAGGGCUUCAUCAGAGCACUUACUGUAGUUGUGGGACAACAUCUCAAGCACUCCUCACCGGGCCAUCUUGUCGAGUCUAUGCCCAGUAUAGAAGAGGCUACAGACCUCAGCUCCUCAGAAGGAAAGUACAAGGAAGAAGAGACUCUGUAUGCAUCAAGCGGUUCAGAGGGGGAGCAGAAAGUGUCCAUAGCUGCUCUCCUUGCUGUCAUCUGUCACAAAGUCACCAAGAUGAAAGACGACAUACCCCUUCCUCCAGGCUGCCUGAGUCCGGAGGAGCACACUGAGCACUUGGUGCAUGUAUUCAGAGAGCUGGGCUACAACCCCGAGGACUGUGUCCCCUUCUCUGUUCUCUCUGAGCAUCCUUUCAUCCGCGGCCUGAUGGACACCUCAGCACAAUACCACCUUGUCAACAUUCAUAGACUGCUACUGGCCCAUCAGGAUGAAGGAGAGGCUAACAGCUUGACAGUCUCCUAAAGAAUAAGACCUCUGCAGUACAAAUACAUAUUGCUGUUUGCAAAAUAAAUACCUUGUUCACUUAGGAAAUGCAGAAGAUGUUGCUUUGGCCAAUUUUGAAGUAUUAUCAUUACUUUCACAUUUGAAAUGUUUGGUAAAAUGUAUUGCUUACUUCAGUAUUGAAUAAACAGAUUUGCAACCAUAA